Molecule: messenger RNA, 3189 nt
Organism: Alternaria conjuncta
Lineage: Eukaryota; Fungi; Ascomycota; Dothideomycetes; Pleosporales; Pleosporaceae
Exons: 3
Coding region: 1-3189 (1062 amino acids)
Molecular function (GO): protein binding
Source: RefSeq, a predicted model, not a curated record
AUGGACGAUUCUGAGACUGAUGAACGAGGCCGAGAAACAAGACUCCAGAACAUACGCAAAUGGGUUUCGGCUCCCGACCCAUCCACGAAUUAUCACAAAGCUCACAAGCAGCGACAAGCGGGGACAGGACUAUGGAUACUAGAAAGUGCAAAGUUCAAGAAAUGGAAAGAGGGCAAAGCGUCGCGGAUGUGGCUGUAUGGGAUCCCAGGGUGCGGAAAGACGAUUCUAAGCUCUACAAUUAUCGAGCAUUUGCUGCAGCACUGCGAUGAAGAUGCUCGUGAAGUCACGGUAUACUUCUACUUUGACUUCAAAGAUGUACAGAAACAGGAUCCAGAGUCGAUGCUUCAUUCAUUGCUCAGUCAACUUCUGCAGUGUUCGGUCGCCAUACCUAAGGAAGUUGACGAGUUGUUUUCAUCAUGCGGAAACGGACAACAGCAACCAUCGUUGUCAGCACUUCUCAAUGUCGCACCGCAGGUGAUCCGACAAUUCACGCAUGUCUACAUCGUCCUCGAUGCGCUCGAUGAGUGUACGAAACGCACAGAGCUAACAGACAUACUGGAGACGUUGAUUGGGUGGCAGCUCGGUAUUGUGCAUCUGCUUAUGACCAGCCGAAGAGAACGGGAUAUCGAGACGUUCUUAGGCAAUCAUGUCACAAGAGAAGGCAUUAUAAGUCUUCAGAAAGAUGUAGUGGACAAGGACAUAUUACGAUACGUUCAGCAGCGGCUGGUCGAUGAUCAGGACCUGGCGAAAUGGAACAAGGACCAGGAUACUAUGCAAGAGAUCGAGAUAGCAUUGAUGCACGGAGCCCGGGGGAUGUUUCGCUGGGCUGUCUGCCAGCUUGACACACUAGCAAAGUGUCGCAAUUUGGCGAUGUUACGACAGGCGCUCGCAGCAUUACCGCAGACUCUAGACGAGACAUACGACCGUAUCCUAGCUUCGAUACGCGAGGUGGAUCGUGUGUAUGCGAUUAGAAUAUUCCAGUGGUUGACCUUUUCUACCAGGCCGCUUUCUAUUGAAGAAGUUGCUGAAGUGGCCGCUAUUGACGUGGCGCGAGAACCAAUGGUCGACCGCGACGAGGUGCUAGUAGAUCCACUAGAAGCGUUGGAGAUAUGUUCUAGCCUCGUCACUCUUUCGACAAAAGAGGUGAAAUGGUUGAACAGGCCUUCCCAGCGGAUCAUCACUCUAGCACACUACUCAGUUCAGGAGUAUCUUGUGUCAGACCGAAUCAAGCAGGGGCCAGCAAAGCAUUUUAGCAUGCAGGAGAACGAAUGUCACGAAGCGAUUGCCAAAGGUUGCCUGGGGUACUUGAGUCAGUACCAGUAUCCAAUUACUCAACAUCUCCUAGAAAAUCAUGUGCUCGCACGGUACUCAGCAGAGUUCUGGCAUCGCCAUCUUCAGAAGAUAGGAGAGGAGACGGAAGAAGUGAGUCGACUAGCGAUGAGUCUGUUCAGCACGAAGACAGCAGGAUUUCUCACUUGGAUCCGCCUUUACAAUCCAGAUUACCUCCAAAGUUCACCAAAUCUGUCGAAAAAGCUGGAUAGUAUAGCCUCGCCUCUUUAUUACGGAUCCCUGCUGGGCCUCGAUACAAUUGUCACAAUGCUGCUGGAACAGAAGGCCAGAGUCAAUGCGCGGGGCGGAUCGUACGGCACCGCGUUACAGGCAGCCUCAGCCAACGGCCACACGUCAGUAGUGAAGCUGCUGAUUGACGCGGGCGCCGACGUCAACGCGACUGGUGGAGAAUACCGCAGUACAUUGCGUGCUGCACUCGGACGCGCACAUGAAGAUACGACCAGGACUCUCCUCGAAAGAGGUGCCUACGUUGGUCUGGACAAGCAACUAAAGGGUGCUCUGCAUCAUGCUGUUAGCAAUCCAGGAUGCACAGCCUCGAUGGCUGAAAUGUUACAACAACAUGGUGCUCCCUUGCACACGGCCGACGUCGAUAAUAUGACGCCGUUGCAUUACUGCGUAAAGUUUGGCCACAGAGCCAUUGCAACGCAACUCCUCAACGCCGGGGUUCCGGUUGACAUCAGGGAUGUGUCUGGUGUCGCUCUCGCACGUGGAAAUGUGAUCGAUGCAUUACUAGCAAGUCCCAACAUCUCUCUUACUGUGAGGGAUCGCGAAGGGGAUACCCCGUUACACUGCAUCCGGUACAACGAACCGGAAAGUGCGGCUUCCAUUCGCAAGUUGAUAUCCAGAGGUGCGGAUCUUUCGUGCCGUAACUCUUGCCAGCAAACCCCACUACAUCUUGCUAGCAAAGCUGGCGAUCUUGUGUCAGUCAAAGCACUGCUCAGUAUGGGUGCGAAGGUGACAUUGCAUGACAUGCAUGGUCUCAAUGCCUUCCAUUACGCAGCCCAAAGUCCAAAUCGAGAUACCAUGAUCGCCAUUCUCGACACCGAAGAAGCAAGAGCAGUCAACCUCAUAACGUCGAGGGAUGCAUAUGGGCAAAAUGUGCUACACCACACCUUUUUUGAUCGCGACAGAAUCCAGGGCGAGAAGAUACGUUGGCUGCUUGAUCAGGGUGCGGACGGUGCCCAGCUUGACGACUCCGGAAUGUCACCUAUAGGAAGCUAUAUUACGCAGUCUUCCUGGGAAAUUGACUUGGACAUCUUGAGAUCGGCCCUUGCGUUCCACUACAUUGCGUCAUCUCUCGACCAACAAGGGGGAACCCUUGGACACCUGCUCGCUGCAUCGUCUAACUUUAGGUUAGACAUACUGGAAGUUCUUCACAUGCACCAUGUCAGCCUAGCGGCGAGAGACUAUAAUGGACGGACCAUACUUCACUACGCUGCCACAAACGGUCGUCUUACCAAAGACACGGCGGACUUCCUCACAAAUGUUGCCGGGAUCCAUCCAGAGUGGGAAGACAAUCGUGGUCGUACCGCGUGGGAAUAUGCUAGCAAGGCAGGUGAAGAAGAGCGCAAGAAGGAAAGGGAUCGAGGCCAAAAGAGCGAUCACGAGAGCGAUAACCACAGUGACACUGACAGCGUUGAGGACGUAAGUCUACGAUGGGAGCAGAGCGCGGCUAUUGUGUUGGGGUAUCGCUCGACUACCAUGAACGAUUCCGCCAUGUCCACCGUGCUUGCUAUUCACCCGCCCGAGUUGUUGGACGAUUCGUCGAUGAAAACUACCGAGACAACAAAUUCUUCACUUUUCUUUGGAACCUGGGCAGACAUUUUGGAGAAUAGGUGA